Messenger RNA from Aaosphaeria arxii CBS 175.79, 1219 nucleotides. RefSeq lists its product as uncharacterized. Lineage: Eukaryota; Fungi; Ascomycota; Dothideomycetes; Pleosporales. The transcript has a single exon. The record is from RefSeq and is a predicted model, not a curated record. Bases 137 to 1219 code for a protein of 360 amino acids.
GAUUCUGCUAGUGACCUUCGGAGUAGCGCGACGCUGGGGUUAAAUCGAUACGUGGACUGUACUAAUGCGAGGGAUUUGGUGAUCUAUAGUAGGAGCAUAGCGAAGCGACCCGCGGGUACGGACGAGCGCGAUAAUAAUGCCGCCGAGGAAACGAAGUCGCGAUGAUGCGGAUGGCCACACGUCGCUGGGAUCGCCACCGAAGAAGCAUAGGCUUCGUUCGUCGACACGUCUGCAGGAGCAGCGACAGCAGAGGGCUUCAGUUGAAGAAGAUGCAAAAGCAAAGGGAGUAUCCAAAGGAAAAUCUACCAAGUCCGCAACGUUGAAAACAAAGAAGGCCAUCGCGAAAGCACCUCCCCAGUCUACCAAAGCUUCAAGCAAUGUACCUCCACCAAAGAAGAACAAGCUCACCAGCACCUCCCCAUCUACUGUGGAAGUAAACGAUAACGAAAACGAUGCUUCAACAUCAAUUCACCCAGAACCACUCACAAUUGAAUCGCCGCUCCUAAAGUCCCCCUUACACUGCGAACUCUGGCAUGGCCAACGACCUGUCACCACCACCUCAGCCUCCUCUACAAACGACAACCCCGAACCACCUCCCCUGAUAUUCACCCACGGCGCAGGCGGCACCCUCUCCGCUCCCGCCGUCGUAUCAUUCUGCAAAGCCUUCUCAUCGCCCUCCCCCUCCAUCUCCAACCCCAUCCUCGCAUUCCAAGGAACCAUGAACCUACCCUCCCGCACCAAGGGCUUUCACGCAUGUAUCGCCCACCUCUCCCAGCCCUCCAAACCCAGCGACGACGAAGACGCAGUAAACAAGAGCAGGAAUCUACUCCUCGGCGGCCGAAGCAUGGGAUCCCGCGCCGCGGCUAUCGCAGCGACAGAGUACCUCUCCGCCUCGCCGUCGGCGUCACUCGACCUCCUGCUAGUAUCGUACCCCCUCGUCGGGCCUAAACCGCCCAUCCGCUCUGCACCGCUGCUCGCGCUGCCCGCUGGUGUGGCCGUGCUGUUCGUCGUCGGCGAUAGGGAUGGCAUGUGUCCGCUCCCUGCGCUCCACACCGUGAGGAAGGAGAUGAAGGCGAGGAGCUGGGUUGUUGUUGUUAGGGGCGCGGAUCACGGUAUGGCAGGGCGGAAGGGGGCGUUGGCUGAGGAGGGAGGGAGAGCGGCGGGGGAGUGGGUUAGGGGGCGGAGGUGGGAUGAAGGGGAGGUGAGGGAGGUUGGGUGA